This is a messenger RNA of Meriones unguiculatus (Mongolian gerbil), 1932 nucleotides long. RefSeq names its product UTP18 small subunit processome component (gene Utp18). The record is from RefSeq and is a predicted model, not a curated record. Gene Ontology annotation, molecular function: protein binding. NCBI's taxonomy places the organism in Eukaryota, Metazoa, Chordata, Mammalia, Rodentia, Muridae. The coding region runs from base 63 to 1787 and encodes 574 amino acids. Gene Ontology annotation, cellular component: Pwp2p-containing subcomplex of 90S preribosome; small-subunit processome. Gene Ontology annotation, biological process: rRNA processing. The transcript has 14 exons.
GGCGCAGCCUCCUUCCGGCUCCCCGGGGCCGGGCCGCGGCGACGGGCCGGACGCGCUGGCACAUGCGCAGUGGCGCUCCACGUGAACGUGUGCGUUUCUCCUCAGACCCGAGGAUGCCGCCCGAACGCCGGAGCCGGACGAAGGCGGAUCGGAGAGCCGGCGUGACGCCGGGGAGGAAAGCCAGACCCGGGAGCGGCAGGACGGCCCGGAAGUCCGCCGGUUCAUCCCAACGGACGCAGCCGGCCGGGCCGAGGGCGGCCCCUAGCGCGGUCACCGCGGCGGCGGCGGCGGCAGCGGCGGUGGCGGCGGCGGCGGAGGAGAGCCGGCUCCGGCAGCGGAACCGCUUGACGCUCGAAGACGACAAGCCGGCCGCCGAGCGGUGCCUGGAGCAGCUUGUCUUCGGCGACGUCGAGGGCGACGAGGACGCGCUGCUGCGGCGGCUGGGCAGCUCGCGGGGACAACUGCAUGGAAGCUCAGAUGACUCGGAAGUGGAAAAUGAAACGAAAGAUAAUCUUCCUCAGAAGAAGAAGCCAGUUUGGGUGGAUGAAGAUGAUGAGGAAGAGGAAAUAGUUGAUAUGAUGAACAAUCGGUUUCGGAAAGAUAUAAUGAAAAAUGCCAGCGAAAGUAAACUUACAAAAGAUAAGCUUCAAAAGAGGCUUAAAGAAGAAUUCCAGCAUGCCAUGGGAGGAGUACCUGAUUGGGCAGAGACUGGGAGCAAGCGGAGAACGUCUUCAGAUGAUGAAAGUGAAGAGGAUGAAGACGAUUUGUUGCAAAGGACUGGGAAUUUCAUAUCCACAUCCACUUCUCUUCCAAGAGGAAUCUUGAAGAUGAAGAACUGCCGGCCUGCCAAUGCUGAACGGCCUACCACUGCUCGAAUCUCAUCAGUGCAGUUCCAUCCUGGUGCACAGGUGGUGAUGGUCUCUGGGGUAGAUCAUGCUAUCUCAUUGUUUCAGGUUGAUGGCAAAACAAAUCCUAAAAUCCAGAGCAUCUAUUUGGAAAAGUUUCCAAUCUUUAAGGCUUGUUUCAGUGCUAACGGAGAACAGGUUUUAGCCACAAGUAUGCACAGCAAGGUUCUUUAUGUCUAUGAUAUGAUAGCUGGAAAGCUAACUCCUGUACACCAAGUGAGAGGUUUGAAAGAGAAAAUAGUGAAGCGAUUUGAAGUCUCCCCAGAUGGAUCCUUCUUGCUCAUAAGUGGCAUUGCUGGGUUUUCUCAUUUGCUCUCAAUGAAGACCAAAGAACUGAUUGGUAGCAUGAAGAUUAAUGGGAGAAUUUCAGCAUCCACAUUCUCUUCAGAUAGUAAGAGGAUAUAUACCUCUUCUGUGAAUGGAGAAGUUUAUGUGUGGGAUGUGAAUUCAAGGAAGUGUAUGAACAGAUUUCUUGAUGAAGGCAGUUUAUGUGGAUUAAGCAUUGCUGCAUCAAAGAAUGGACAGUAUGUGGCUUGUGGUUCUAAGAGUGGAGUGGUAAACAUAUAUAAUCAAGACUCUUGCCUCCAACAAACAAACCCAAAGCCAAUAAAAGCUAUAAUGAACCUGGUUACUGGUGUUACUUCCUUGACCUUCAAUCCCACUACAGAAAUCUUGGCAGUGGCUUCAAGAAAAAUGAAAGAAGCUGUCAGAUUGGUUCAUCUUCCUUCCUGUACAGUAUUUUCUAACUUCCCAGUUUUUAAGAAGAGUGUUGUUUCUCGUGUUCAAACCAUGGAUUUUUCUCCCAGAAGUGGAUACUUUGCCUUGGGGAAUGAGCAAGGCAGGGCCCUGCUGUAUAGGUUGCAUCAUUACUCAGACUUCUAAAGAUUUCUUUUUUGAAAUCCAGUUGAAAAAGCCCAUUUCAGCACAUCUUCCCAGAAAUUUUCAAGUGUGUAUAAUAAUAACUUGUGAAAUCUACUUAAAUUAGCAGCAAUGUCUUAAUAAAUGUAUAACUUUUGUUUGAAAAUAA